Molecule: messenger RNA, 177 nt
Organism: Pseudovirgaria hyperparasitica
Lineage: Eukaryota; Fungi; Ascomycota; Dothideomycetes; Acrospermales; Acrospermaceae
Exons: 3
Coding region: 1-177 (58 amino acids)
Source: RefSeq, a predicted model, not a curated record
AUGCUUGCGCGCAGUAAGGGCAAAGCCAGAGUCGACCAGGGAAAACUUCCGAUCGAAUUCCGCAAAAAUUUGUCUUUGAACAAGAAGGACUUCGGCUCCAUUGAAUACAUGCUUCGAAAAGGGCACCGCCAGCUGGAGAUCUACUCUGACCCAGGAAUCCGAAAUGUAUCUCAUUAA